AUGUCAUCCGAGAACCGAGAGUUGAUUGCCUUUUUGAGCCUGCUUUUCAGCUUCACCUCUGCGCCCCUUGGCAUUCGCGUAUUUCGCAGCCAAGAAAUCAGUCAGUCCGGCCGCAACCUCGUCGCGAUUGAGCGCAAACCCGUGCCCACGACGCCCGGCGCCUGCCUGCCUGCCAGGAUGGCUCUGCUCAAUGGCCACGGGUCCGGCCCUGCCCCUGGCCGCGCCGCGCUGCCAGACCGCAAUGUCGCUGCCGAGACAAUCGAGGAUGCCUACGUCGCAUUCAUCUUUCACUGCAACCCCGCGCUGCCCGCAGACUGCGACACCGUGACGUUGCGCGAAGCCUUUCGCAACCCGCCUCGCAGCGGCGGCAAGAUCUUUGAACCCUUUACCAUUUACGAGCUCGUCCGCAGGUUUUACAGCAAGGAGAUCAAGACUUGGACCGAACUGACCGUCAAGCUCGGCGUCGAGCCCCCUGAUCCCGCCAAGGAGGAGAGCGUUCAGAAGAUUGCGCAGUAUGGUGUCCGCCUCAAGAAAUGGCUACAUUCUAUGCAUGUAAAAGCCUUCUUUGAGUACCUCAUGGAUAUGCCGAAUGACUAUUGGGUAAAUAUUCCCGUGGACCCCAACCCCGUGGCCACGCCUGUCCGGGAUGGCAUCGCCGUCGAGGACGACAUGGCCCUCAGGGCACUCCUACCUCACAUACGACCCAAGAGGGGCCGCAAGAGACCGGACAACGACAAUGCCAGCAAUGGCCCCAACCAGCGCCAGCGCACAUCACCAGCCCCCGCUGUCGACGAGUAUGCGCCCCAGUCAGCCUGGCCCCAUGGCGCCGACCCGCGAUCGACGCCCAUGGACGCUGCGCCCAUGAGUGCAGUGGGCGGAUGGCCACCCCAUGAAACCAUGCAGACGCCGUUGACGCGCUGGCCCGCUUCGGCCGUCACACCCUCUGUACGGGACGCUUUCUGGGCUGACGAGCCUCGUUCUGCCGUGACGCCGAGCAAGGCGAACGGCCCUCACCAGCGCCGCGGAGCAAAGAAUGUCUCGUCAGCGUGGAAGCUGGGUGGCGAGGACAUGCCCAAGAAAACAAGAGGACGGCCGCCGAUCCACCGCACACCAAUUGAUACCCCGUCAACGGCUGGCACUGCGUGGCCGCAUACACCGAAUGCAUUGCAGUCUCAGGACAAGCCUGAUUUGGAUGGCCACAUGGGAGGUCAACUAUCGCGAAACAGCUCUAUGAGCGCUACACCACCAGUCACGAUGCAGGACAUGUCCCAGCCCAAUAUGACUUUUAACCAUCCUCAACAACCCCAGUAUUCCUCACAUUCUCUCCCACAGAACCAACAAGACGGCUCCCGGUCCGCUCCGUCUUAUCCUUCACAUUCCAUUCCGCAGAGCCAGCAAGACGGCUCCCGACCAGCUCCAUAUCCUCCGCAUUCCAUUCCAGAGAACCAACAAGAUGGCCAUCGACCAGCUCCUUAUUCUUCGCAUUCCAUUCCACAAAACCAACAAGAUGGCUCCCGGCCAGCUCGUCCAAGCAUUUCUCUGCAAGUUCCACAGCGACCCAGUGGCUCGGUGCGUCUAGCAACACCGCCCCCGCCGCAACCGCAAGUACAGCACCCGCAGGCAAUGCCUGCCCAGGAGCAGUCGUACAAAGAACCAUUGCCCAUAUACGACAACAUGCACGCGCCGCCUCCCGGGCAGCCUUUUGCUGUGGAAAAGGACGGGGACAAGUAUAAAAAAUGGGAACCCAUUAACGCGUCAGAAAACGUGGGCAUCGCACUGGGCGAAACUCCGGGCAACAGCAUUCCAGAAUACUUUUUCGAAACAAUGUCGGAUCGCACCAACAUUGAUGGGGUCAUGGCCUACUUUGUGCGUAUGACGUAUGAGUCCCAGUGGUACGACGAGGACGGCAAGUCGACGCAGUGCUCGUCCAUGGAAGAAGCGACGGCCAUUAUCAACGCGACGCUCGAAAACAUGUACAAGACGGCGGCAUCGUCGCAGGCGUUUCUGAUUAACCUGGCGGCGCUGGCGGGGGCGCGGAUGCUCAUGACCAACCUGACGCGGUGCACGCGCCAGGGGGAAAAGGACGGCCACACGACGUACAAGUGCGAAUGGGAAUACCAGUUUGGGCACCUGCACGGCUACUUCAACAUGGCGGCCUCGGUGCCGUUUAGCAUGUGGCGGCUGAAGCCGAGCGCGCGUGGCGGCGGCGGCGGCGGCGAGGGCAGUCACGGGAACGGGGCGGACGGGGCCGGGCGUGACGAGGAUGGGCCGAACACGUCGGACCCGCAGCUGCAGGCAGAGCACUGGCAGAACAAGUACAAAGCGCUUCUGGACGAGGCGGACAAGAAGGAUCGGGAGCUGUUUGAUCUGCGCAAUAAGGUGAUUGACUCGCUCAAGACGCAGCGUGCCACGAUGCCGCCGUGUAACGGGGACAAGAAGAUGUAA
Molecule: messenger RNA, 2445 nt
Organism: Cordyceps militaris CM01
Lineage: Eukaryota; Fungi; Ascomycota; Sordariomycetes; Hypocreales; Cordycipitaceae
Product: ARS binding protein Abp2, putative
Exons: 4
Coding region: 1-2445 (814 amino acids)
Molecular function (GO): DNA replication origin binding
Source: RefSeq, a predicted model, not a curated record